Trichophyton verrucosum HKI 0517 is the source of this 1164-nucleotide messenger RNA. RefSeq lists its product as uncharacterized. The record is from RefSeq and is a predicted model, not a curated record. Lineage: Eukaryota; Fungi; Ascomycota; Eurotiomycetes; Onygenales; Arthrodermataceae. The annotation marks the transcript as partial. The transcript has 3 exons.
AUGAAUAUCAACACUCCUGAAAACAAUGUCUAUAACGAGGACAUUAUCCUUAAUGAAGACUUUGAGUCCUUAGCUCCUCUUUUCCAGUCCGAUGCUUCAUUUGCAGCCGGAGGAAAUCAAGUGAUGGGAAACAUAUCUCCUAUCUCAAAGCCAUUGGAUAUCAUGGACUCGGAAGUCUUGUCUCUUACGCGGGCAUCUAAUGAUUCUGUUACAAAAUAUAGCAAUCUAGAAAAAGGGGAAGAAGGUGAAGAUCCCAAAAAUUGCUCUAGCGAUAUGCCUCCCCCUCAGUUUUCCGGCAUGAUGUGGGUAGAGCUAGAAAAGGAAUUGGACAGUAGCGAACUAAACGAAUAUUCGGAGUUCGAGGAGGCAAAGGCAGCAUUUGAAGCAGAAAAGAACCCCAGUCUAGAAGCUCAAAUUCGGUUCAAGAAGGCAAAAGAAAAAGAAUGCUUGCGGAUUUCGAGAGCACAACUGCGGGAAGCAUUAAUUGAACAAGAGCACAAUACACAACAUGGUUGUAUCAAUGGUAAUGAGACCGGGGAUGUCAGAAUUUCGAAGGCCCAAGAAGGCGAGAACCAGAAACCUGGUAAAGAAAAUGAUUUUGGCCUCUUUUAUCCCGAAGAUAAUGCAGCUCCUGCGGAAGAAUUACAUCGGUGUACCUCCCCGAGUAACGAGGAGAGUAUACCAGUGUUUGUAUGGGAACACACUCAAAAGUCGGAAGAGUUGACUAAACCAAAGAACCGGUCUCGUCAAAAUGGAGCGCCAAAGCAAGCAAGGAAAACCAAUAACAAAGCUAAGGUGACUAAGAAGGGCAAUAAUACCCGAGGACGCAAAUCAAAUGGGUCUACCAAGUUCAAGAAAAAUUCUACAAACAGAGGGCCUACGAGUCUCAACUUUGACAGCUUAUUUACUUCCAAUAUUAUUGAGAAUGCAAAGCGGAAUACCAAGAAGAAGGCAAUACCAAAGUUUACGUCAGGGAAUAAAGAGGAGGCAAUGAGAGAAAUCAUGGCCAGUAUUCCAACAGACGAUGAUGCUGACAUGCAAUGCAUGUCCCAACAUAAAAAGGCCAUUAUGGGCUCGAUAAUAAAGUUCACAAUACCUCCUCGGGCUGACCAUGAAGGUGGCUGGAAGCAUCGUGACAUGAUGACAAGUCUAUUCCAUUAUCAG